Messenger RNA from Drosophila eugracilis, 1684 nucleotides. It is a transcript of the gene Irk3, whose product is annotated as ATP-sensitive inward rectifier potassium channel 12. Gene Ontology annotation, molecular function: inward rectifier potassium channel activity. The record is from RefSeq and is a predicted model, not a curated record. Gene Ontology annotation, biological process: regulation of monoatomic ion transmembrane transport; potassium ion import across plasma membrane. Bases 265 to 1593 code for a protein of 442 amino acids. Gene Ontology annotation, cellular component: plasma membrane. Lineage: Eukaryota; Metazoa; Arthropoda; Insecta; Diptera; Drosophilidae. The transcript has 5 exons.
AAUAAAUAAAUCCAAAUGCACAUCUUUAAGGGGCAGAUAGUACGUCUCCAUGGACCCUCGACUUAGUCAGUGUCAAGCGGUCAGGCAAUCAAGUUGAGCUCUCUCACUAUAUCUUCGCUAUCGUCUUGGCUGCAGCCUAAUUCAAUUAAAAUUAAAACGCAGAUCUACGCGACCGAGUGAAAUUGCCCCAAAUUCUCGACAAUUAUAGGCCACACUCGUCAGUAAUCUCGCAUCUGCGUAGGCAGCAAUAUCUGAAUCUCGGUCAUGCAAGCGGACGCAUCUCCAUUGGGAGCUGCUGCCACGGAAUCCCUGCCAAUGCACCGAUCCACUUCCAUGCCAGUGAAACCCAAGCCGCUGGAGCAAAAGCCAUUGCUUCGAUCCUCCGAAAAGGAGACGGUGAAUGCUACGGAUUACUAUCCGGAAAGUCCAGGUUUCGUACGUCGCAGAAAGUCCAAAACUGCCGCGGAUCAGCUGGAAACACGAAGCGAACAAAAUUUCCCUUAUACACACGACUGGGCCGGCAGCACAAUAGAGCUUACGCCAGAUGUGGGUUCGGGACCGGGAACAUCAUCAUCGGAUGGAUUGAGACGAGGCCUGCAUCGCGUUAUGGAAAAGAAUGGCAAGGAGAACGUUGUAUUCCGUCGAAUCCCAGAGAAGUCCUGGCGCUAUAUGAGGGAUCUGGUAACUACACUGAUGGAACUAGAGUGGAAAUAUAUGCUGACUUUGUUCCUGGGAAGUUACUUCCUCAGCUGGCUGCUCUUCGCCGCCCUGUGCUAUGUGGUUUCAUAUUCCCACGGGGACUUCAUCUUUGACCCUGUGAGUGGAAAACGAAUGGGCGAGGGCGAGGAUCCCUGCAUUUAUGGGGUAACAAACUGGGUGGCUAUGCUCAUAUACUCAGUAGAGACACAGACGACUCUUGGAUUUGGUGAAAAGUACGCCAGCGAGGAGUGCCCGGAGACCAUCUUUCUGUUCGUAAUGCAAAUGAUGAGUGCAGCCCUAAUUGAGGGCUGUAUGGUGAGUGUAAUCUAUGCCAAGACAGCCCGACCUGCCAGGCAGCUGACCAAGUUGAAGUUCAGCGAUAAGGCGGUGAUCUGUUAUCGUGACGGGCGCCUAUGUUUACUCUUCCGUGUGUGUGAUCCCCGCGAGCAGCAGUCCAUUGAAUCAAAAAUACGGGUCUAUAUUAUCGUGGACAAACGCACGCGCGAAGGUGAGGUUAUAAAAACUCAUUUGGAACUGAAACUGGAGGGAAAUGGGGAGCAAAUUAUUCUCUGGCCCGAUUUAGUCUGUCAUUAUAUUGAUGAGACGAGCCCACUUUUCCAGUUUACCAACGCGAAACUCUUCAAUGCAGCCCAAUUCGAACUCUAUGUGUCCAUCGUUGGCACAUCGCCGGCUACUGCCCAAAUUACGGAGACCAAGACUUCUUAUCUUCCGAGAGAGAUUUUCUGGGGCCAACGGUUUGUUAACAUUUUAUUUUAUGAUGACCAGAACGAACGCUACUUCGUCGACUACGAGAACUUCAAUACGACCAUUUCAGUGGACAUGCCCAUGGUGCUGCCAGCAAAUGAUCACUUGAAACUGGAGUACAGAAAGUAAAAGUGUAUAAAAGUAUAAUAUAUUACAAAAAAAAAUUAACUAUCGCUAUAAACAUUUGAUAACAUUAUAAUAAAGUUUUGUAGAAAACAAA